AUGGAAGAGAAUCCAGGUGUGGAUCUGUCUGAAGCUGUGCCAGCCCAAGGACAGGUGAAGAACACAACAAAGCAUCCUGUGCACCAAGAGCCCACCCAGGAGACACCUGAGCACCAAGAACCCACCCAGGAGACACUUCAGCACCAAGUGGCAAGCAGGUGUCCUGAGACCUCCUGCAAACCAGGGGAGGACUCUCUGGUGUGUAAAUCAACAGCUGAUGGAAGAGAGACAACACUGUUGGGUUUAGCUGAGCCCACAGUAGAGGAAGAGGCUCCCCAGAAAACUGAAACACUGCUGGAAGAAUCUGGGAAAGCAAGAGAUGGUAUCUCAGAAAGAUCCCAGGAAAAAAAGCAGGUGGAUGAAGCUGGGUUGGCCCAUGCUGAAAUGGACAGCAAAGGAGACAGCCCUGUCCUCCAGGAAACAAGGGAGGACCAGAAGACAGCCAAGCAGUGUGAAAGCUCCUGCAAAGCAGAGGAAGAUGCUUCAUCAACAAGCAGGUCAGAGAGGUCUGACAGCAAAAUGACACGUUCAGAUGUGACUGCCACAGAAGAUGUCACCAAGGACCUCUUGGCAGAGAGCAGCACCAGUGCCACUCUCCCAGAUCAGGUGCCAAAGGAGCCCGUAGAGCCAGAAACACUGGAGAGUGGAUCCCAAAGCACGUUAAGGAGCAGACAUGGGACGAAAGGGCACACAGCCCCAAAGCCAGAGGCUCAGCCCUGCCUGCAGAGCAUCACCACCCAGAACACAGACCAGGAGAAGACCAAACAGUUCCUCAUGUGGACAGGGUUUGUCGUCGUGGGCAUCGUAUUGCUCUUCCUCUGCAUAUUCUGCUUCUGCAGCCCGACCUCCAGUUCCCAGCAACCCCUCAGGAACCCCAUGGUGGAGGAGUUCCUGUCCCAGUUCAGGCAGCUGGAGGGCAAGUUUCCAGGACAGAGUUCCGAACUGUGGCGCCGUGGGCGUAGGAUGCUGCAGAAGCACCUCAACGCGUCCCACCACACGCAGCCCGUCAUCAUCAUCUUCGCGGCCGCUCGCGAGGCUGAGCAGACCUUGCGAUGCCUUAGUGCCCACGUGGCUAACUCCUACUCGGCUGCCCUGCAUGCCAGCACAGUUCAGAUUGAUGGCAGGGAUAAAUCCAAGCUCCAGAGUGACCAGGCCAAGCUGGAGCUGGACCGGGAGCUGAGCUUAGCAUUCAAGGCUGGGGACCGUGCUGCGGUGAUUCAUCGCUUCGAGCUGCUGCCAGCUGGAGCCACCCUCAUCUUCUACAAGUAUUGUGACCAUCAAACUGCUGCCUUCAAGGAUGUGGCCCUGCUGCUGACGGUGCUGCUGGAAGAGGAGAUGCUGGACACCCACAUUGGCCUCAAGCAGGUGGAAGAGAGGGUCCGUGACUUCCUCUUGGCCAAGUUCACCACCAGCAGGACCCCAAGCUCCUACGACGACAUGGACCCUGACAAGCUGAGUGGGCUGUGGAGUCGCAUCUCCCACCUCGUCCUACCCAUCCACCCAGUGCAGACCUUCGAGCAGCAGGGCUGCCCUGCCCACACCAAACCCUAG
Molecule: messenger RNA, 1551 nt
Organism: Acanthisitta chloris (rifleman)
Lineage: Eukaryota; Metazoa; Chordata; Aves; Passeriformes; Acanthisittidae
Product: torsin-1A-interacting protein 2-like
Exons: 5
Coding region: 1-1551 (516 amino acids)
Biological process (GO): membrane organization
Cellular component (GO): membrane
Molecular function (GO): ATPase activator activity
Source: RefSeq, a predicted model, not a curated record